Messenger RNA from Camelus dromedarius (Arabian camel), 7955 nucleotides. It is a transcript of the gene CEP192, whose product is annotated as centrosomal protein 192. NCBI's taxonomy places the organism in Eukaryota, Metazoa, Chordata, Mammalia, Artiodactyla, Camelidae. Gene Ontology annotation, molecular function: protein kinase binding. Gene Ontology annotation, biological process: centrosome duplication; centriole replication; mitotic spindle assembly. The transcript is spliced from 44 exons. The record is from RefSeq and is a predicted model, not a curated record. Gene Ontology annotation, cellular component: centriole; pericentriolar material; cytoplasm. The coding region runs from base 177 to 7661 and encodes 2494 amino acids.
GUGAGUGCGCGCACGCGCACUGUCUGUGCCGCCGGACGCAGGACGCUCGACGCUCCCGCCUCCGCGGACCUUCCAGUGGCUCCGCUCCCGCGGCUGGUGUCGCGGGCUCGGUGAGACUUUGCUUAGAGGAGCAUGAGGUCCCUUUCGAGGCCGUCGCCUGGAGGACAGCGGUUUUUAUGACAGUAUUUUCACUCGCUGUUACCGUUUUGAGGUCAUUUGCCUGGAGUUUUUACUGCUCCAAAAUCAACUUUUUCUCCGGAUUUCAGUUUUUGGGGCGAAGAUUACGUGAGAUGGAAGAUGUUCGAGGUAUAGCUGAAGAGUCAUUCCCAAGCUUUUUAACCAAUUCAUUACUUGGUAAUAGUGGGAUUUUGGAAAAUGUGACUCUUUCUUCUAAUCUUGGCUUGCCUGUUGCUGUUUCAACGCUUGCUAGAAGUAGACACAGCCCUGAUAACAGGUUUUGUGAUGUCCAGGCAUCUUACUUAGUGGAAGGGAGGUUUUCGAUUCCGUUGGAGUCCUCUCCCAGCAGCCAGAGUGAAGUGGAACCACGAGAGAGGUUACAGCUCGUCUUCCGGGAAGAUGAAAGUUCUGUCUCUAAGACAAAGAACCGUACGGAAAGCCAGCGUUUGUCAGAUGUCGUCCUCAGAGAGCCCGCUUUUCAGAGUGACGCAGCAGGAGCAGACGAGGGGCCGGCCAGAGUCGCCGAGCCCUUCCAGAGCCGCCGCCCCUUCGACGGGGCUUCGCCGCUGCAGCAAGUGCGAGACCUUCCCGUUGAUUCUCGUUCUCGGGCGUGGAUGAAUGAGGAGGACAAGAUCGCUGUUCCUGAUGCAGGAGAACAGUUUGAAGAGAGGAGUCCAAGCGAUGACUUGAGCCAUCUGAGUCUCUUAGAAAACGAGCAGCUAAUGUCCUUGGCGAGCCUGGAGGAGUCCUCUGAUGAUGAUAUUGAUGAUGAAGAGUUCUAUGACGAUCAUUUGGAAGCUUAUUUUGAGCAACUGGCGAUUCCAGGAAUGAUAUAUGAAGACCUUGAAGGACAGGAGCCUCCGGAAGUCUGUUUUACGUUACCUACAAGUGGUCCUAGUCAGGAAAGUGCAAGAGAAGAAGUUCUGGUGAAGACUCUUGGGGCUGCUAACGCGAAACUUAAUCCUGUUUAUUUUCAUGACACAAGUGCCAGGAAGGAGGAUUUUGACUUGGUGGACCCUUUAAAGCCGGAGGCAGGGUCCCCUCAUCAAAGUAAGCAUUUGACAGCAGAGGCAGAAACGGCUCUGCCCACGGACGGGUGUUCAGACCCCGAGACUCGGGAAGUGUCUGCGCAGGAAAACGUGCACGUGGCGGCUUUGAAGCCUGUUCGUGACGAUGGAGUUAGUUCCGCUGAUGCUCUUUGGCCACCAGCUGGCGAAUGGCGAACGUGUGAAUAUUACGAGUCCUUUGGAAAGAGCAAAGACCAUACGGAUCCACCACAGAGUGUGGUGUAUCAAAAUGAAGAGGGCAGAUGGGUCACUGAUCUUGCUUAUUACACGUCUUUUAAUAAAGAAGAAGAUGUGAAUGCGUCUCUAAGUAAUGAGCUGAAUGAAGACUUCAGAUCCGGCUCUGAAGCUUUGGAUUUGAUAGCGCAAGACGAGGAAGACUUUAACAAAGAGCACCAGUUCCUGCAGGAAGAAAAUAUGGAUGCCCGAAACACUUCAGUUGCCCUCGGGGACACGUCCUGGGGAGCUUCAGUCAAUUACAGUCUGUUGAGGCGAUCACUUAGCACAUCAGAUUUGGACAAAGAUGAUGCCAGCUAUUUACGGCUGUCCUUAGGAGAGUUCUUUGCCCAAAGGUCUGAAGCUCUCGGUUGCCUCGGUGGCGGGCACAGUGUGAGGAGACCAUCGUUUGGUUAUUUUAUUAGAUCACCAGAGAAGAGGGAACCUGUUGCUCUAAUAAGAGAAUCAGACACACCAAGAAGUAACUUGGAAAAAGGAACGGCUCUUCUGAACCAGGAUCUGUCUUCAGAUGUAAAUGCACAACUGAGUGAAGGAUCAGUGACACUUCAGGCUGAAGAACUGGAAAGUGUUUCACAAGUGGAUGAAAAUGACACGACACUGACUGCCAGUAAAGGCCAAACAGAGGACACUUUCUUUGUGGACAGCAAGCCCCAGAGGCACAAGGGCAGCGGAGGCGACUCCGUACUGCGGGUCAGCACCAUUGCUGCGGCCAUUGCAGACGCGUCGGCAAGCGCUGACCCGUCCCAGCUCGCCGCCAUGAUCAGGGCACUUUCCAAUAAAACCAGGGAGAAGACGUUUCAGGAGCAUGACACGUGGAAGGGCUGUCCCACCAAGUCUGGUUUCUUACCCAGGGAGUUGGAAAGAAGUGGUGGGUCCAGCACCCUCGAUAUGGAGAAAUACCUUAGGAAGACGGAAGUCAGUGGAUGUGAAGGUGGCCUGGAGACUCUUUCAAGAGCGGGUGUGUCUGACAUAUGGGAUUUAUCUUUGCCCAGAGAACGGACUCCACACGACAUCCGUGCAGUGGACGGGGGUGCUGCUGGCGCAAGUGUGUGGGGGCUGGAGGCAAACACAGCAGCUGCUUUCUGUGGUGGAAACCGAGGGGACGAGAGCCAGAUGUCACUAAGGACAGUUGAGGCCAUGAGCUCCGUUCUUACAAGUACAGGGGAGCGUGGGGGUGUAGGUGCCCAUGUGAAGACACGAUCCGCUGACUGCAGGUCACCAGGUACUGGGGACGGUGAGAGGGUCGCCUUGGGGCCCGUCCCCACGUCCAGCAGUUACUCACUGGUCAGGAGCCCCAGGGUGGCGUCCCUGUGGCUGUCUGAGGAGCGCAAAGACUCACGCAGAGGUGGACAGGAGCCCACGCAGCGCGAGUGUGGCAGUGAGAUGAGCACCGGCGGGAAGCACGCGGCCUGUGGAAACCCCUACCUCGUCUCUCCUGGGCGCGUCACCUCACCUGGACACGUCGGUGUGCAGAACCCGCCUCCUGAGCAUGGUGGGCGUGGCUCUGAGGACGACCAGGACAGCUUCAGGCCUUCCACUUCUCCGCUGAGUCAUUCUUCCCCUGGUGAAGCUUCUGGGACAAGUGUAUCAGGGUAUGCUCUGGAGUCUUUCGCUGCAGCAGCCCAUCCUCAGAAGCCCGCCUGUGAGAGGGAGUCGUCCCAGCUGACGUGCCCACAGGCCAGUGUGACCAGGCUGACGUACGUGUCGGAACCAGAGAGGAGCACCUGUCCCUCCAUGGCCUCAGAGCGGGGCCUUGAGGGCCACAAGAGUGACGUCACCAAUGAGCUGAGCACCACGAUCGUCCAGUGCAGUCCAGUUCCAUCGGAGGCACAGGCCGAGGACGUGUUGAGGGAAGACAGUCUGUUUCAAAGUAGAGGAAAAAGGGCUUUGCCGUACAUUAUCCAGAAGAACGUGGAUACGGGGAAGGUGACUGAAACUACUUCUCUGAGCAGCAACCCUGAAGAUGUAAAACCUAACUUGAGGUGGAGUGGAGAGCUGGCCUCCAAAAGUGAGGACCGAUCAGAAACCAGCGCAGUAGGUUUGACCUCAGACCCCAGUGAAUCGGACCAGAGCAGCCUGGCACGGCUGAGCAGCUCAGGCCCCAGCCUCCCGGCCGUGCCGGCGGUGCCGCGCCUCCCCACGCCAUGCCAGGGAUCUGUGGACCGAGGUGAAGGCAUUGCUUCUGAAGGUACAUCAGCCACUGGCAGUGCACUCAGUUGCCGGGGGCCUCACCAGGUGGCCUCUGGAGACCAGUGCGGCCCCAUCCCCUGCACCGUGGCGCUCGCUUCUGCUCCUGAGAUGCACAGCAUGCCCCUCCCGGUCCCCACGGCUCCGGCGCAAAGUCCUUCGACCGCAGCUCCCUGUGCCCAGCAGUGUCUGGAUGCCCUGCCUUCAGCUGGGACAGCUGCUCCACCCUGGGGCGGGGCUGCCAGCACUGUGGCCUGUGGCUCCUCGGGGAGCUGUCCUCACUGUGCGCCCCCGGGAGAGCGCAUUCCGAACCCCAUCUGUCUCGGACGAGAUACCGGCUCGGGAUUCAUGGGGACCUCUUCCCUUUGUCACCCGUGUUCCAGCACCUUCAGCCAGAACCUUCUGAGCACAGCGAAACCUUUUCCUGUGCGGUCUGUCGGUCCACGCUGUGGAGUUGGCCUGUGGGAUUCAGGAGUGAUGUCAGGGUUCGGCCGAGCCAGGCUGCCGGAGGCGCUGGGCUUUCCUCACGCGUGCUGUGUGGGCAUCGCCUCGCAGACCCUCCUCAGCGUCCUGAAUCCCGGCGACCGCUGGCUCCAGGCCAGCGUCAGGGUUCUCAGCGUCAGUGUCGACGGGGAGAAGGUGGAUCUUUCAGCAUAUCCUUGCUUAGUCUUCAAGAAUCAAGUCAUCAUAAGACCUCAGUCCACAGAAGAGAUAAAGGUGCUCUUCAUGCCUUCCCGUCCUGGGAUCUUCAGGUGCAUAUUCAGUGUUGCUUCCUGGCCGUUUUCAGCAGACGCGGAGGCAAUCGUACAGGCGGAAGCCUUGGCGAGCAGGGUCGUUCUCACCGCCGUUGCCGAGACCCCCGUGAUUGAGAUAGAAACAGAAAAGAAAGAUGUUCUUGAUUUUGGUGACUUGGCUCACGGAGGCUGGAGGGCUCUGCCAUUAAAGCUGGUGAACAGGACGCACGCGGCCGUCCCGGUCCGGCUUGUCAUCAGCGCUAACGCCACAGCCUGGCGCUGCUUCACCUUCUCCAGGGAGCCCGUCCACGCUGCUGCCGGAGCGCUGCCCUACGCCACAGUGAUCACCCAGUUGGCAGCUCCCUCCGUGGUCACCCACAUGAUGCCCGCCAGCUACGAUGGACAGGAUCCAGAAUUUCUGAUAAUUUGGGUUCUUUUCCAUAGUCCAAAGAAACAGAUCCCUUCUUCAGAGAUUUUGGACUCAGCAGAAGAGUUCUUGGCGAGAGUUGAUGUGGAGCUUGACAGCCCGAACGCUACGCCAGUCAUCACAAGUGUCAGUCUUCGGGCCAGAGCAGGAGUUGCCAGGAUACACGCCCCUAAAGACCUGCAGACGAUGCACUUGUUUGCCAGCGUGGCUUCCUCGGCAAAGCAGUGCUUACCGUUGAAGAAUGCAGGGAACAUUGACGUCUACUUGGACAUCGAGAUCCCAGAUCGAGGAAGUCACUUUUCAGUGGAUCCAGGGAAUCUAUUCCUUAAACCUGGAGAAGAACAGGAAGUUACAGUUUCAUUUACUCCGAAGGACCCAGAAGCCCGUGAGGAAAGGAUCUUGAAAAUAUUUGUACAGCCCUCUGGCCCCCAGUAUGAAGUGAUGUUAAAAGGUGAAGUCGUUUCUCUAGGAAAUAAGCCUCCCACACCUGGGUCUUGCUGCUCAAACAUUCCAUCGAUUUUAUCCAACAAGCAGUUUCUGGCGUGGGCAGGUGUCCCUCUCGGCAGAACACAGCUUCAGAAACUAGCGCUAAGAAAUAAUUCGACAUCUGCAGCCCAGCACUUACGACUGCUGAUUAGAGGCCAGGACCAGGACUGCUUCCAGCUUCAGCACACUUUUGGCUCAGAAGAGCGAUUGACCAGUAGCUGUGAGAUCAGAAUUCGCCCGAAAGAAGACAUUUACGUCUCUGUGUUGUUUGCACCUACUCGAUUAUCCUGUAUGUUGGCUAAACUAGAAAUUAAACAACUUGGUAUUCGGUCACAACCAGGCAUUAAGUUCACAAUACCUUUGUCUGGAUAUGGAGGAACAAGUAACCUGAUUUUGGAAGAUGUUAAAAAGUUAUCUGACAGUUACAUGGUAGCAGUGAACGACUUAGUGCCUGGCAGAGAAAGUAGAAUUGUUUUUUCUGUUCGUAACACCGGCUCUCGUGCAGCUUUUGUGAAAGCAGUAGGUUUUAAGGAUUCUCAAAAAAAAGUUUUGCUGGAUCCUAAAGUAUUAAGGAUUUUUCCAGAUAAAUUUGUGCUCAAGGAAAGAACACAAGAAGAUGUUACUAUAAUAUACACUCCAUCAGACAGAGAAAGCAGUUCUAACACCACCACAGAACUGUCAACUGUAUACUUUUUUGGUGGAGAUGAAAUUUCAAGACAGCAGUAUCGAAGAGCUCUGUUGCACAAGCCGGGGAUUAUAGAGCAGGUGCUUGCAGGAUACAGUGUGCUGCAGAAGAUCGAUUUUGCUGAAGCAUUUCAAGAUGAGCUACUGGUAACUGAAGUGUAUGACCUUCCCCAGCGGCCUAAUGACAUCCAGCUCUUCUACGGAAACAUGCGUAAAAUUGUACUUUCCGUAAUUGGAGAAUUUAAAAAUUCGAUUUCUAACAGAGAACUUCCGCCUUCUUCCAAAGCUAGCUUGGAAUCUAAAAGUGAAGCUGGCAGUUGUGGGAAACACGGUGGUAAUGUGUCUUUGGACGUUCUGCCAGUUAAAGGUCCUCAGGGUCCGCCACUUCCGUCACGAGCCGUUCGCCCGCCGCAGGACAGACUGGCCUCGGAGGAGACCUGGGCUGUGCAGCCCGAGCACCUGAUUCUGGUCGCCUCGUCCUGUGACCUGGCAAAAACUGGACGUUUCCAGAUUGUGAACAAUUGUGUGAGGUUGCUGCGGUUUGAGCUGCACUGGCCAGCGCACUGCCUCACGGUGACGCCCCCGCAUGGGUUUGUGGCGCCUGAGAGCAAGCUCCAAAUCCUCGUGAGUCCCAACUUCUCCUUCUCCAUGAAGCAGUCGGUGUUCCCGUGGAGCGGCUUCGUCUACGUGCACUGUGACAGUGGACAGAAGAAAAUCGUGAAGGUUCAGAUUCGGGAAGACUUGACGACCCAAGAACUUUGCUCCCGUGUGGCCUCCAGCCCCUUCGGGGCCCUUUCCUCCGGGCCUGAGCCUGCAGCUCAUCACCUAGUGAGACCAGGGACAAAACCGCCUUCCACGAAAGUUGAGAUAAGAAACAAGACCGUUACUUUCCCUGCAACAGAGCCUGGCGAAACUUCAGAAAACCACCUGGACCUUGAGAACCCUGGUGACACAGACGUGAGGUGGCACCUGUCAUCUCUAGCUCCACCCUACGUCAAGGGAGCUGAUGAAAGUGGAGGUGUGUUUAGAGCUACCUACGCGGCGUUCAGGUGUUCUCCUGUUUCUGGACUACUGGAGAGCCACGGGACCCAAACGGUCUCCGUCACGUUUCUGCCCAGGGACAGAGGGGACUAUGCCCAGUUUUGGGAUGUUGAGUGUCACCCGCUGAAGGAGCCUCACCUGAAGCACACCCUGCGGUUCCAGCUGUGUGGACAGAGCAUCCCCGCAGAGAGUGAGCCUGAGCGCGCACGCGUUUCCGCACACACGCUGGUGAAGGUGGAUAACCUGGCUAAGGCCCGGAGGCGAGCCGUGUCUGAGGCGUCUGCGCCCAUCCCUGGCAGGCAGCUUGACCUGACUCACCGUGGCGUCUAUGCCCCAGAAGAUGUGUAUCAGUUUCUGCCGACGAGAGUUGGGGAGUCGAGGACGCUAAAAGUCAAUCUGCGAAACAAUUCCUUCAUCACACACUCGCUGAAGUUUUUAAGUCCCAGAGAGCCUUUCUACGUCAAACAUUCAAAAUACUCUUUGAGAGCCCAGCACUACAUCAACAUGCCCGUGCAGUUCAGGCCGAGGUCCGUGGGCAGAUUCGAAGCUUUGCUGGUGGUUCAAACAGACGAAGGCAGGAGUGUCGCCAUUCGACUGGUUGGUGAAGCUUUUGAAAAAAGUUGACCAAAUGCAUUGUGUGUGAAGUAAAUCACAUAAGUUCUGGUUUGGUAACUUCAUUUUUUCUACACUACCAGUAUUGUUCUGUAUAUAUUUUGUAUGAGAAGCUGGGUGUCUGUGACUUUUCUGUUUUGAGAAGCUAAUACUGAAGACCUGACUGAAGCAUCAUGUAUCCAGCCUCCAGUAUGUAACUUUUACAUGGAGAAGAGAGUUCUAUUUUUGCAUUGAUUACGAUGUUCUGAAUAAACAUGGCAUAGAUUUUAGUUGGUAUAUCCAGAAAUAAACUUAUUUUUCAUGGAA